Molecule: messenger RNA, 1024 nt
Organism: Phytophthora infestans T30-4
Lineage: Eukaryota; Oomycota; Peronosporomycetes; Peronosporales; Peronosporaceae
Exons: 2
Coding region: 102-953 (283 amino acids)
Source: RefSeq, a predicted model, not a curated record
CAACGUCACAUUCGCGAUCUCCCUUGCGUCGAUUUCUUCUGUGAUACCGAAACGCAGUUUUACUUUCUCGACAAGCACAGCAAGUAUCCGAUACAGUAUCCAUGGCGUCUAGUGACCCGCAGGAGAUCGAGAAGCUACAAGAGCAGAUUCAUAAGGGCACGGCGGAGACCAAGACGUAUCUCGAGUCGCUUAAGGCCAAGUUGACCGAGUACGACGCUCAUUACAACGUCUCAGAGACGGCUAGUUCCUAUCUGCAAGCGGCCAUCGAGCGGACGCACAAGUCGGUGGAUGAACUCAAAGAAUUGGGCGAAUCACUCAAGGAAAAGUCGAAGAGCACGUCCGCUCCUGUCGUGGACGUGGCCAAGGCUUCGUUUAGCAAGGUGCAAGCGGCGCUCGACGGCCUGAAGGAUCGUGGCCGCAGCUACGACGAGAAGUUCCGCGCUAGUGUCACGAGCUCUGUGGAUUCGGUCAAGGGGGGCGUUUCGUCGGCCACGACUUCUGUGUCCACAUCCAUUGAGCACAUUGUUGUGGCCACGCGCGAACGCAGCAACUCAAGCUUUGAGCAGCUAAAAGAGACGCUCUUCAGUGCCGGCUACGGCGCCUACGUCGUCGCAGGUGGAGUCGUGGGCAAGGCUGAGGAGCUGGACGGUCGUUACGGCGUCGUAAAUACAGUCUCGGGCGUCGUGGGCACGGUGGCCGGCAAAGUCUCGGAUUUGGACCGAGCACUAGGCGUGUCGGCCACAGCCAUGAAAGUGGACGAGAAGGUGACAGGCGGAAUCGGCACAGACCUCGUUAACAAGGGUGUCGUGCUCGUCAACAACUCUGUAGAGUACGUGACUGGUGCGCUACAACAAGCCAAGAUGGCAGCGAAUGACGAGUCGAAGGAGAAGGCACCUAAGACAGUCGAGGACGCUACGCCCAAAGUGGCCAAGCCAACCCCGAAGGACGCGUAAUCAGGCCCCACAUUAGUGCGUCGACUUGCCUUUUUUUUUUAAUAAAUCUUUGCAUUACGUGAACUGACCGA